This is a messenger RNA of Racocetra persica, 269 nucleotides long. Lineage: Eukaryota; Fungi; Glomeromycota; Glomeromycetes; Diversisporales; Gigasporaceae. The record is from the annotation of a GenBank genome assembly.
ACCAAACAGUUUCAUGUCAGUAUAAUGAAAUCUUAGAUAAAAUCGAUGACAUGGAGCGAAAUCAACAUUUAGGUUGGAUAUAUGAAUAUAGAAAAAAGAUCUUUCUAGAAAUAAGUGUAUACCAACCACUCCAAGGCAGUUCCUAUUUUGUAUUACCAAAAAUAUGGGCCAAGCCUCAAUUAGAGAUAAUUAACCCUCAAAAUACAGACGAAAGAUGUUUUGAAGCAUGUAUGAAAGCUUAUUUAGCAAGUGAAGAGGCCUGUAGACAG